This is a messenger RNA of Cynoglossus semilaevis (tongue sole), 3338 nucleotides long. RefSeq names its product RAD17 checkpoint clamp loader component (gene rad17). Lineage: Eukaryota; Metazoa; Chordata; Actinopteri; Pleuronectiformes; Cynoglossidae. The transcript is spliced from 17 exons. Bases 219 to 2141 code for a protein of 640 amino acids. Gene Ontology annotation, cellular component: Rad17 RFC-like complex; nucleus. The record is from RefSeq and is a predicted model, not a curated record. Gene Ontology annotation, molecular function: chromatin binding; DNA clamp loader activity; ATP hydrolysis activity. Gene Ontology annotation, biological process: DNA repair; DNA damage checkpoint signaling; mitotic DNA replication checkpoint signaling.
ACGGCACCCGCAGUUUAAAUAGACAUAUUUGUGACCGUAACUUCUUCCACUGUUUAUAUCGCAUUUUAGUUGUUGUACUUGAAGGGUAACUCUACGUGACGCAAACACUGUGGUGAAGACGAAACAAAUGAUAUAAAAAGUGUCGAUUCUGGCUGCAGCUGUCCUUACCGCUUUGGAGCUACAGGCUCUUCACUAACUUCCUGUCCACAGUGUGAAGGAUGAACAAGCUUUCUGUGAGAGGCAAAGCUGCUGCAAGCAGAGCGAACGACUGGGUGAACUCCUCUUUUUCCGAUCUGGUGGGGGAAAGCUGUUCUCUCCCUGGACAGACAAAGGGGUUGUUCCAAAAGCCAGAGCUGAAGAAAGCAAGGAAGAGGAAGGUAGAAGAUUAUCACAUAUCAUCACUGCUGAAUGAAGUGGUACAGAGGGACCUAGAUGAGCCCUGGGUGGACAGAUACUCACCCAGUUCACAGGAUGAGCUGGCCGUCCAUAAGAAAAAAAUAGAGGAAGUAGAAAACUGGAUGAAUACUCACUCAUGCUCUUCAAAGGGUGGUGUCCUUCUGCUGACUGGACCAUCAGGCUGUGGGAAGACUGCUACUGUCCGGGUUUUGUCUGAAGAACUGGGCUUCCGGAUUCAGGAGUGGGUCAACCCUACAAACACAGAGCCAUUCAGCAUGAGGAGUCAGGAAGAAUGGAAAACAAACAGCAUGUUCUCCAGACCCCAACAGGCUCAAUUUCAGGACUUUCUCCUCAGAGCCAACAAAUACAGCUGUCUGAGGAUGAGGGGUGAAGAUGGAGUUACAGACAAGAAGCUCAUCCUGGUGGAGGAUAUGCCAAACCAGUUCUACAGGCAGUCCAGCAGUUUGCAUGAUAACCUGAGGCUCUUUAUGAGGACGAGUCGAUGUCCUUUGGUCUUCAUAGUGUCAGACAGUCUGAGUGGAGACAGAAGCUCACGUUUGCUAUUCCCUAAAGAGAUCCAAGAGGAGUUGGACAUCACAUGCAUCAGUUUCAAUCCAGUGGCUCCAACUACCAUGAUGAAGGUCCUGACUCGCAUUUCAACCCAAGAGGCAGGGAAGAGCUGCACAAAGACAGUCAUCCCAGAUAAGAAAGUGUUGGAGAUGCUGUGUUCAGGAAGCUCAGGAGAUAUCCGCAGUGCCAUUAACAGCUUGCAGUUUUCUUCUCUACCAGACACUCAGUCACUGGAAAAUGACCUGUGGAGGAUGCAGAAGGACAAACCUCUGGUAUCAAAGGGCAAAGCUUUUUCCAAAACAAAUCAGAGAAAGAAAAAAUCAAAAAAUAAAAAAGAUGAAGAAGAGGAGCAGGCUAUCGGUGGGAAAGAUGCUUCUCUCUUCCUCUUCAGGGCACUGGGAAAAAUCCUACACUGUAAACGAGGCAACCCUGAUGAUUUUGAAGGAGAUGACGUUUCCACUGUUCCUGUACUAUCAACUCAUUUGUCUCAUCAUCACAGAGAAACAUUAUUAGUCAACCCUGAGCUCGUUGUUGAACGGUCUCACAUGUCUGGAGAGUUCUUCAACCUUUACCUCCACCAGAACUACCUAGACUUCUUUUCUGAGGUGGAGGACGUGGACCGGGCCAGCGAGUACCUGUCUGAUGCUGACCUCUUUACUUCUAAUUGGACGCAUCGAAGCAUCAUGGAAGAUUAUAGUUCGUCAGUGGCCACAAGGGGGCUUCUUCAUUCCAACUCUCAGCAAGUUUCUGUUGGCUUCAGGCCGCUGCACAAACCCAAUUGGCUGCUAAUAAACAAAAAGCACAGGGAGAACUGUCUGUCUGCUCAGUCCCUCUUCAGGAAUUUCUGCCUGACACCAGUCAGCCUGCAGACUGAGCUGCUGCCAUACUUGGCCAAACUCACCAAUCCUAUGAGAAACCAAGCUCAGAUAACGUUCAUCCAGGAUGUUGGUCAGAUGCGAGAGAGGAACUAUUACAGCAGAACAAAACUGGAGGCUCUCACAGACAAAGAACCAGGGCAGCUGGAGAAUGAGGGUGAGGAAGAAGAUAAGAUGGUGAAGGAGGAGGAUCAGGGUGGAUCUGAGGAGGGUCUGCCAGCCAGUCAGCCUCAACCUACAACAAGUCAAGCACUUCUGGAGGAGGAGGAGCUGAACAUAGAAGAAUACGAUAGUGACUGACAAAUACAGAUCAACCAGAAUGUCACACACUGUCACAAUGUAUUUGUCUCAGGAUGUUGAGAUUAGGAAGAAUAUCAUCCCAGUUUACUCAUUAGGAUGAUGAUGACAAUGAAAUGUCUUUGUCUUCCAAAGUGUGAAGAUGGUUAAGACGGCUGUUAUGCUGUUGCACAUUUUUCUUUUGCCUUAUUUAGGUUAUUUUCCACCAUUCCAUCUUUCACCAUUCACCUUCAAAGCCUCAUGUGAAUGUAACUGUGUAGCUUUACAAAAAUGCACCUGGGGAUUAAUCUUUAUAAUCUCACCAAGUGGCUAUUAGUUAGCUGUUCUGUUUUAUGAACUGAACUCCUGUCAGUAUUUAUUUAGUUUUGUGUUUAUGUUCAGCACUUCGUUAUUCUUUGUCUCCUAAUGUUUUUGUUUUGUGGAUUCAUUGAUGAGCCUGUAGUGAACUGUCUGUCCAGAGCAUAGCUCGUUCACUCUUGCAGGUUGAGGAAAACAAACAAAUAAUAAAAAAACACCAUAUGAAGAUGAAAGUUAUUUUACUUUUGAAGUGUUGUUGUGGAUAAAGUGCCUGAUUUACCUUUUCUGAAACUAUGGCUAAACAAAACGAAUUUAUCUUAACCCACCAUAAAUAUCCAGACAUUGGCGUUUGUGUUGCUUUGUGAACCACUCCCUAAAGUUCAUUAAAUAACUGAUGUAAUGUACAUCACUUUACUUAUGACUGUGUUGAGAGGUGCAUGUUGUGACUGUGGCAUUUAAGUUUCUUCAGUGUGAUUCACACCUGGUACUUAAAGUAACCAAAAGCAGGAACUCCUCUGUCCCCAUAACUCAUUAAUGCAAAUGUUCUUGAUGGACUUUGGUUUACCAGAAUGAUUGGUUUACAAACUCCUGUUUCUAUUUGGAAGAGGCUGCUGAUGCAGUAAGAUAAGCAGUAAAUAUGAUUUCAAGUUCUAGGCUUAUGUCGGUAAAGAAAAUUUAGUUGGACUUUUUGUUACGUUAUAGAUUUUUCUUUUCAUGCUUGUGUCCCUGAUAGAUGUGUGUUAUCAGUGAUGAUGCAAAUGUGCCUUGUUCCAGAUGACUGAGCUGAUUGUGCCACACACACAACCACACUUCAACCCUUGGUUGAACUAUGUCUUUAAAUGCCAAUUGUUAUAUGACUAGUUCAAAUCUAUUUAAGAAUGUGAAUAAAAUUAUGUGAGAACC